AUGUCUCUUGGAUUGAUUUCUUACAAACCCGGUGCUCCGACGUUUGAAUCUCUGGGCGGUUUGGAAUACAAACAAAAUGUCAAUAUACAAUUAGAAUGUGACAAGAAGCAAAUAUUGACCGACGGUCUGAUAUUAAAAGGAUGGUACACUACAAUAACACUCGCGGUGUAUGGAAGUCUUAAUAAAACUGUAGUCAGUCCUCCGGAAGCCCCAACUCCAGUACCACCGCCAGAAGAAGUACCUGUCGAGGUACCCGAGCAAGAACCGAAACCGUCAACUUCGCAAACAACUGAGCAGCAACCUGACUGGUAUUUUGAGAAUCAUUCACAAGCGCCGGCUACUUUUACAGCACCAGAACCAGCGACGAGUCCAAAACCGGUACCAGCUCCUAAAGCAACGGUUGAGUCAACCGUAAAAGUUUCGGUAAAUGAACCGGAUAAAAAUGAAUCCCAGCCAUGGUCUGAAGAAACACCGGAAGAGACACCGAAACCGGUCAAAAGACCCUCGUCACCACCCGCUGAAUCUCUUGUGUCUCUUAGUCCCGAGUCUAUUUCUGCUGAGGAAGAAGAAGUUGAAAGAGAAGUUGAAGAAAUGACAACUGAAGCUAUUGAACCUUUCGAACCGAUUCUUUCGGAUGAAGAGUUGAUGGCCGACGAUUUACCACCGCCGUCAGUUGAUUUUACUUGUGAUAUUCCUGAAGAUAUUCACAUGAUUGAACCUCCAGAUCUUCUGGAUAUUGAAAAGCCUCCUCGAGGAAUUGAAAAAGAUACUGCAGAUAAUCCUGAAAAGACUCGAGAAAUUAUUAGAUCUCUCGCUAAGUCUGUCAUCAACUUUAACAAUGUAACUGGUCAGGAAAAAGAAGUUUUUGUGCAUAGCUGCGAGACUCUUUGCAUUUUGCUUGGAUCUUCUUUUCAAGCAGACAACGAUGACUUGCAGGAUAUCACUGAGAUCGUCAACGCAGGCUUAGACAUGGAGCUUGCACGCGCUCAACCUCAGCCGGCUUACAAAGUUCGUCAUGUCAAGGUAGGGGUUAGACUAGCAGAAGCGGCGAGUACUCUUGAAGAUGGAGCAUCUAUUCUCCUAAAAGUCGAAGCUCCACAAAAACUUUUGACACUCUGUACACGCGAGAACGUCGCCUUGCCGGUAAAGUUAGCAGCUUUAAGAGCGCUUGACGCCGCUUUAAUAAGUCCUAAAAUUGUUGAAGAAUUUUUAAAGUCAGAUAACAAUCUAUACAAACUGACUUUGAUAAUGUUAGACGAGGCAAAACUAGCAAGAUUGAAGUACGCGCUGGUUUCUCUACUUAGAAAAAUUCAUGUCUAUGAAUUGCUGUCAGAGAUCAACGAAGUAGGACUGACAGAAAUAGCCGUACUUGAAUUGACUCAAACAUACGCCUGUGCUCCAACACUUAUGGCUCAACCAAAAAGACAGCUGCCGGCUAGAAUGCAAAUGGAAUUCGAACGAGAGCAUAAUAGGAACCCUCGGAAACAUUUGAUAUCUUAUUUUCACCACUACGGUUUAAUACGGAGAAUUUUUUUAAUUCUAGUGUCUCCAGAUUCAACAGAAAGUCUCAUCAAAGCAACAAGAACAUUUUUGAAUCAUUUAGCUGACACCGAAGAUGGUCUGUGGUAUCUUUUUAAGGAGUCAGAAGUUACUCGAUCGAUCCUCAAAGCCUUGAGAUACGACAAACCAGGCCUGGGUGCGCAAAUAGCCUGGCGUAUUCAAGUUGUUCAGUGUCUUGCUCUUCUAAAAAAUUCAUCGACACAAGACUGGCUAGUUGUGAAAAAACUUCACUCGUUUCUGACGUUUCCGGAAGGUUUACGAGCUAUAAUUAAAGUUUUAUCCAUAGGUUCUUGUAUUGACAUUUUAAUUCCUCUUCUGUCAAACCGGGAGUUGUCUGAAUUCGUAGCCGAGUUAAUAACCGUCAUGAUCCGUUACUCAGAUGAAGUAGAGGUCCUGCAAAGUCGUGCUGCGUCUUUACUCGAGGAAGCACGCAGUCAGGGAAAAUUACGUGACGCAAUAUCUUAUUUGACUAUUGCAGCGCCAAACAGCAACUGGAAUCACGGAGACGUCUUCACACUUGUAUCAACAAUUAGAAAAUACGCCGACAAAGUUCCGACACUUCCCGGAGAACUUAUCACGGCUUGCAGAAUUCUUCAUCACCUGAUAUUUCCAUCUAACUGCGAUAUGGAUCCAACAGAAGCGUAUAUCGAAUUGAAACACAGAAAUGCAUUAACUCAACUAUACGCUGCUGACGGUCUGACGGCUUUGGUAGCAGUAAUGACCAAUUUAACAAACUUUUACCAGCAGCCAUACGUUCAUAGAGCAUCAUUUACUGGUCGUCGUGGUUUGUCGAUGUUAUCUAUUUUACUUCCUUGCGUAAAAUUGACUCGCGCUCUCUUAGAACGAUUAGUAAAGUGUAUGGGAACUGAAUUCAAAGAUCUAACCCCCGUCGUACCUCUCCUAGGAGUUUACGCGCUGAUAGACGCGAUACCAAACUCCACUCAAUCGACUCGUCUUCUAGCUGACGAAGUUGCUGAGACCUUGUUGUUAUUUACCCGAGCAGUAGAUUCUGAUGGCGCAGGCAACGUCGCUAAAUCUCUUUGGACUCAGAUGCUCGGUGAAGUUUUAAAAAUGAUUUCCUCCAGCCCAAGUAAUUUUAUUCCUGGCUUGAAGUUAUUCUCAAGACUGCUACCACCUAUUUUAGACCUUGAAGACAUGGUAGAGAACGAAGACACAGCACGUGCUCUGGGACUAAGAAAAUUAUGGUCAGCUCAUCUUCAGGCCCAAGCAGUAAAUCUCGCCGAAACUUUGAGAUUACUCUGUGCCAGUUGGAAUGAAACAUUGUUGACAUUACUGUCUACUGUUUGCAAACAGCUGAGUGAUUUAGCGGCUCCUACUGCGUUGCUGGUGGGUCGGUGUCUUCUUGACAGAAUUUUAGCAGCUUCUUCAUUAGAAAAUCACAGACCAACACUGGCACUUGUGAGGGAUUUAGCGCUUCACGCUCCAGUAAAAGCCACGCUAUUAACUCUAUUGAGUCCAACAUCACGCGCACAAGUAAAGUCAGAUCAAAAAUAUAUUCCAGUGGUUGAUAUGAUGUGUACGGCGUUAAAAAAUACCACAGACAUAAAUGUACAAAUUGAAAUAUUAGAUAUAUUUAAUACACUCUGUGAUUAUACUCUGAGUAUUAUGCAAGAGGAACAUAUUGAACCUUUUGAGAUUCGCUUGACACACUCAGUCCCCAGUAAGGAACCUCUACUGUCUAUUAUCACUGUCCUCAUUGAUAUUCUUGCCAAUGCCACUAAAUAUUCGUCGUCUGUUUUGGAAAGCACACUAAGUAUUUUUUUAUCACUUACUCAGCACAACUACGGUCUGUAUCACGUGAAAAGCUGCCUAGAAAAUAAUCCAGGGACUCUGAAAUCAUUUUUGGAACAUGUUGCGACAAUGGAAGAUGAUGAAGAGAAGAAAAUAAAUCCAACACUCACAGUUGCCUUUUUGGAGAGUUUAAUAACAUGUGGAAAAUCUUCGAAGCGAUCAUUGUACCUCCGGCUGUCUCAGUUGGCGACUUUGAUCAUGUGGGAGAAAAAUGAACCACAUCCGCUGGAAAAAGUACCUGGUACUUCCGACUUAGUUAGCGAUUUAAAAGCAACUGAAGAUGAAAAAGAGCCGAUUCCAGAGAUGCUUGAGCCUCUUUUGCCGACUCCUGACGCUUUAUUGAAUCAAUUCUCCCAAAGGUCGAUAAAAAGAUCAAGAUCGCCGUUACCAAGAGUACGAAAACGUUUCAGUGGUACUGGUACCCUGGAAACUACUGUUGACUUGAUAGCGCUAGCUACUGAAUUACUACCAGCAGAUUUUAAUUUAUUCAAUGCAACGCAAUUGCUGUGCUCAAAAACUUUAUCGAACAAUAUCUUGGAGUCAGGACAAACAAAGGAAGAAAAUUCUCGUGAUAACCGCGAGCUUCAGAAGCCACCGACUGUUCCUACAGCUAAAACGAAAAUGCCUUUCGUCUCCCCGAUGCGUGGUCGCGCGCAAUUCGUCAGUUCACGAGGUGGUUUAGUCUCUGGUGGAGUUGGCCGAGGAGCUGAUCCAUUCCGAUCGAGGCCACCAAAUACCUCGCGACCACCUUCACUUCACGUCGACGAUUUCGUGGCACUUGAAACCUGCGGAGCACAACCCACCGGUCCUACUGGCUACAACAAAUUAAGUGUUCGAGGUACAUGUCCGCCUCGAGGAGUUAUCACUGGACCAAGAUGUCGUCCUUGGAUGGAUCCACGACCUCCGUACAUGCGUUAG
Molecule: messenger RNA, 4290 nt
Organism: Cotesia congregata
Lineage: Eukaryota; Metazoa; Arthropoda; Insecta; Hymenoptera; Braconidae
Source: the annotation of a GenBank genome assembly